Molecule: messenger RNA, 831 nt
Organism: Aspergillus udagawae
Lineage: Eukaryota; Fungi; Ascomycota; Eurotiomycetes; Eurotiales; Aspergillaceae
Product: gamma-glutamylcyclotransferase
Exons: 6
Coding region: 1-831 (276 amino acids)
Biological process (GO): glutathione catabolic process
Cellular component (GO): cytoplasm
Molecular function (GO): gamma-glutamylcyclotransferase activity; glutathione specific gamma-glutamylcyclotransferase activity
Source: RefSeq, a predicted model, not a curated record
AUGACCACUCCAGAAACGACUCAAAGUCCACCAGCGGGCCGAACAUGGCGCAACUACUUUCCUGACGGUGACCUUUGGGUAUUUGGCUAUGGGAGUCUCAUUUGGAAACCACCACCACACUAUGACCAACGAAUCCCAGGCUAUAUCGACGGCUAUGUCCGACGCUUCUGGCAGGCCAGCACCGACCAUCGCGGCACCCCGGAAGCCCCAGGUCGUGUGGUAACAGUCAUAGAACGGGGGUUCUGGGAAACCCUAGAUGACCCGCACGCACAUCUUGAAUCCUCAACAGCCCGCGUCUGGGGCGCAGCAUACCACAUCCCCGCCUCCCAUGCCGAGGAAGUCCACGACUACCUCGACGACCGGGAAAUAGACGGCUACACCGUCCACUACACCCCCUUUCAUCCCAUAUCUACCGUCUCCGCAUCCACCGUCUCCAAGGGUCCCGGGACGGAGGCGGCGCCACAGACGCAGCCGCCUUCGCAGGCGCACGCCGCACCAAUCAUCUGCAUGGUAUAUAUCGGGCAGCCUACCAAUCCGCAAUUCCUGCGCGACCCGGCUCGCCGCGAACCGCAGGAUGUCGCGGAGGUGAUUAGCUGCGGGCGGGGUCAGAGCGGGAAGAACACCGAGUAUCUGUACCUGCUUGAGAAAGCGUUGGAGGGGCUAGGGCUCGGCAGUGCCGAUAUGCAUGUCACUGAUCUGGUGCGACGCGUCAAGGCGAUCGAGAAUACUGAGGAAUCGACAGCCGAAGAGGCGGCUGCGGAAAGAGAUGUGAAGCAAUCCCUCGAAGCGUCUUGGGCGGAGGCGCAUAGGCAGCCCUCGAAGAUCGAAUAG